Messenger RNA from Maudiozyma barnettii, 1632 nucleotides. RefSeq names its product AAA family ATPase CDC6 (gene CDC6). Gene Ontology annotation, cellular component: nucleus. Bases 1 to 1632 code for a protein of 543 amino acids. Gene Ontology annotation, molecular function: DNA replication origin binding; ATP hydrolysis activity. Lineage: Eukaryota; Fungi; Ascomycota; Saccharomycetes; Saccharomycetales; Saccharomycetaceae. The transcript has a single exon. The record is from RefSeq and is a predicted model, not a curated record. Gene Ontology annotation, biological process: DNA replication initiation; cell division; mitotic DNA replication checkpoint signaling.
AUGAACUCAUUACAAAUGGAUUUACCACCGUUCCCUGAAACACCAAGAAAAUUAAAAAGAUCUAGAAAUAUAUUAAAUUCUCCCUCAAAAUAUGAUGAUGAGAAUGACCAUUCUCCAUUGAGGUCUUUAAGUGAUAACACCAUUCAAAAUAGAAUUGGAACUGAAAAAAGAUUAUUAAGGUCAUCAACAAAACUUCAAUUACCAUCUCCAGAAAAUUCUCCUCAAAAGAAAAGACAAAAAAAAAUACUCACAGAAUUAUCUUCAAAUAAAUUAACCUUUGGGAAACAAUCGCUUUAUGCUCGUACAAAGAGUCUUUUACAAAGAUCUUCUUCUGUAAUACCAAAUGAAUCAGGUGCUCUUUUAACAAGAGAAAUUCAAUGUUCACAAAUUUUAAAUUUCUUAGAUGAAAAUAUUAUAAAUCAUAAAAGUAAUUCGUUGUAUAUUACAGGCCCACCGGGAACAGGGAAAAGUGCACAACUAGAAUUAUUAUUAAAAUAUAAAUUUUUACCAAUAGAUUUAAAUCAAUCUCAUAUUAAAACACAUAACCCAAAUCUUGUAAAUAAUAAUUAUUAUCAACCAAUGUCAUUAAAGGCUCGUACUGAAAAUAUUAACGUUUCAUCAAUUAAUUGUAUUGCUAUUAAAGAACCAUCCCAAAUCUUCCAAAGGAUAUACGAAUCAUUUGUCACAAAAGAAUAUGAAUCACAACAUAAAACUGUUAAGACAAUGUUACAUUUACAACAAUUUAUGCAAAAAUAUUCAAAGGAAACUACAUUUGUUAUCAUCUUAGAUGAAAUGGAUAAAUUAGUUCGUUUAACUACAAAUGAUACCCAUGCUACAAGAAUAAUCUUUGAAUUAUUUAUGUUAGCAAGAUUACCAGAUAUAAAUUUCAUUUUAAUUGGUGUGGCUAAUUCUUUAGAUAUGAAAGAUAAAUUUCUAUCAAGAUUAAAUUUAAGACAAGAUUUAUUACCAAAAACGAUCGUUUUUAAUCCUUACUCAGCUGAAGAAAUGUUUCGUAUUAUUAUGGAUAAAAUUAGUACCCUGGAUGAUUGUGUUUUCAAUCCAAUGGCCAUAAAGUUUGCAGUUAAAAAAUGUUCAGGAAAUACAGGUGAUCUGAGAAGAUUAUUAGAUAUCUUAAGGCAUAGUAUUGAAAUUGUCGAAUUAGAAAACUUAAUGGAAAGACGUAAAAAUGGUAAGAAAUACAUAGAGAAUGAUGAUUCUGAAAUUAAAAAAAUCGGUUUACAACAUAUUGCUAAAGUAUUCUCCUCAAUCACCAAUUCUUCUUCAACGAGAUCAAGGAUUAAUAAAAUUAACAUGCAACAAAAAGUUAUUUUAUGCAGUUUGGUUCAAAGAGAAAAGACUGACAUCUUCCAAAGUAGUUGUAACUUGGAUGAUGCAUUCAGUUAUUACGUAAAGCUACUUAAUAACAAAGAUGUAUUCAAACCAUUGAACAGAAACGAAUUCCUCGAGGUUUGCAACGCUUUAGAGACAUGUGGUCUUGUUGAGAUCAGUAAUGGUAGAUCAACAGGUAAAACUAGACAUGUUGUUAAACUUAUUAAAACAACAGUAGAUGAGAAAGAGUUCACACAAGAGAUCAGCAAGACUGAACUUCUUAAGCACUUCCUUAUUUUGUAA